Messenger RNA from Diabrotica virgifera virgifera (western corn rootworm), 1164 nucleotides. Its product is annotated as microfibril-associated glycoprotein 4-like. The transcript has 6 exons. Bases 24 to 1076 code for a protein of 350 amino acids. The record is from RefSeq and is a predicted model, not a curated record. Lineage: Eukaryota; Metazoa; Arthropoda; Insecta; Coleoptera; Chrysomelidae.
UUCAUUUUAUUACAAAAAUCAAAAUGAUUUCCUUGCUGUUAGUUGCCUUGGUGGGUGUUGCGUUAAGCAAGAAUGUAGUGUUGUUUGCAGGGGCACUCAAAUCCGAAAAUGAUCCUGUAAACAUGAAGUUAACAAAAUUGCUUGAUGUUAAGAUCGAAAGCAAAUCUGAUUAUUGGAAGAAUGAUUUAAGCAGACUUCUUCAAUCACAAGCUGAGGAAAAUAGUUUAGGAAAAAACGAAGAAUAUGUGCAAGUUCCUCUAAAGCUAUCUUUUGGAAUCGAAAGAACAAACAAUAAAGACUCUGGUGAGGAAGGAAUGGAAAGUAUUUUUCAAACUUGUGGAUCUUUAGUUGGAAGAAAUCAGUUACCAUUCUGCCGCUUUAAUCCCCAUAAGGUCCAAAAACUGAACUCUAAUUCAUAUCCAAGAAGCUGUAGAGAAAUACUGGAGAGUGGUAAAAAUCAGUCUGGAAUAUAUGUGAUUAAACCCAGAACAAGCAGUAAGCCAUAUUCUGUUCUUUGUGAUAUGGAAUCAAGAGGCGGAGGUUGGACUUACAUUCAGAAUAGAUUUGAUGGAUCUCAGGACUUUUAUCUACCGUGGAGGGACUACAAGUUUGGUUUUGGAGAUCUGGAUGGUGAAUUCUGGAUGGGAUUGGAAAACAUUUAUCAUAUGACAGGUUUCGAAACAAAUGAACUUCUAAUUGAAUUAACAGAUAGAGAUAAGAAAACAGCCUAUGCACAAUACAAAUCAUUUGCAAUUGGACCUGAGAAAGAUGGCUAUAAACUAAAUACAAUAACUGGAUUUUCAGGAGAUGCAGGAGACGCUAUAACACCACAUUUAAAUUAUAAGUUCUCUACUUUUGACGUAGAUCAAGAUGGACAUGCUACAGCUAAUUGUGCACAAGUCUACGAGGGAGGAUGGUGGUACACCAGUGGCCACGCCAGCAACCUAAAUGGAAAACAUAUGAACAAACCUCUUUCCGAUGCGUACAAAUUUCACGGACUAAACUGGAAUGGAUUUAGAGGACACGAUUAUAAUUUAGCUGGUUCAAAAAUUAUGAUACGUCCAGUUGCAGAAUAAAUAAUACGUUACUUUACUAAAUUACUUAAUACCAAUAAUUUAUCUUAUAUUAUCCUUAACCAAAUAAAUAUUUUUGUGACGUUUACGA